Molecule: messenger RNA, 1521 nt
Organism: Dendrobium catenatum
Lineage: Eukaryota; Viridiplantae; Streptophyta; Magnoliopsida; Asparagales; Orchidaceae
Product: phospholipase A1-Ibeta2, chloroplastic
Exons: 2
Coding region: 1-1521 (506 amino acids)
Biological process (GO): lipid metabolic process
Molecular function (GO): glycerophospholipase activity
Source: RefSeq, a predicted model, not a curated record
AUGCUAAACGCCACCACCUUGCCGGGCAAUCCCCGGCUCACCUUCCAGACCACCUCUUGCCGCCAAGACUCUGUCUUCCGACUUCGCCGUCAAUCAGUCAACAUCAACGCUGCCGCAGGCGUCGCCACCGCCCCUUCCAUCGACACCCAAACUCACAUCACCAACCUCAACCGCGUGCUCUUAAAAACCUCUCCAACCACUCAUUCCCCCUCCCCGUCACUCUUCAACAACCACGAACAAAACAACGCCACACCGGCCACCUCCACCGCCACCAACCGAUUUAACGUGCUCAACAUAUCAAACCUUUUUCCUUCGCUUCGCGUCGAGGAUACCAUCGAUAAAUACUCCCCGCGCAGCCUUACCCACCUUCACCGCCUCCUCUCUGACUCUCCACGUUCCUCCCCCAAAUCCUCCAUCGCUUCUCAUUGGCGCCUCCUACACGGCGCACAGAACUGGUCCGGUCUCCUCGACCCCCUCAACGAAAACCUCCGCCGCGAGCUCGUCCGCUACGGCGAACUUAUCCAAGCUGCCUAUACCGCCUUCUACUCCAACCCUGACUCUCCCCGCCACGUCGUCCUCAACGACCGCAACUACCGCGUCACCCGUAGCCUUUUCGCCACCUCCUCUGUGGAUCUCCCGCGUUGGCUAAACGCCGCCGCCGCCGCCGCGUUGCCUUCAUGGAUGAUGAGUUCCACUAGCAUGAUUGGCUUCGUGGCUGUCUGCGAUAACGCCCGAGAGAUAUCACGAAUGGGCCGUCGCGACAUCGUUGUUUCACUUCGUGGCACCGCAACGGCCCUUGAGUGGGCCGAGAACUUCCGACCCGCUCUCCAGCCCAUUUCAGAAUCCGACACCGCCAAGGUCUCUUCCGGAUUCUAUAGCCUAUACAAAACCGGCGGCGCUAAAACCACGAGCCUCUCUUCUACCGUAGUUGAGGAGGUGCGGCGUCUCGUAGAGAAGUACAAAGGAGAGGAGCUCAGCAUUACCAUAACCGGGCACAGCCUCGGGGCAGCGCUCGCGCAACUUGUCGCCGACGAUCUCGCGACGGAGAUCGAGGCCGCGCCGCCGAUCGCAGUGGUCUCGUUUGGCGGGCCGCGUGUCGGCAAUCGGGCCUUCGCCGAAAGGUUGGAAGGGAAGGGGGUCAAGGUACUGCGGGUAGUGAACGCGCAAGACGUCGUGCCGAGGGUUCCCGGCGUGUUGCCACGUGUGCGGGAGGAAGGAUACUCGCACGUUGGAGUUGAGUUGAGGGUAGAUAACCGGGUUUCGCCGUAUCUUCGGCCCGAUGCAGACCCGGCUUGCUGUCACGAUUUGGAAGCGUAUUUGCAUUUGGUGGAUGGGUUUAUGGGUACGAAGUGUCCUUUUCGGGCCAACGCAAAAAGGAGCCUGGCCCGGCUGCUGAGCCAGCAGCGGCCUAAUAUGAAGAAGAUUUAUGUGAGUCGGGCCACGGCGGUCGAGUUGGAAGCAGGUCAUACCGGGCGGGUUGGUGGGAUCCACCAGGGCUGCCUUGCUAGUCCGUCGGGAUGA